This is a messenger RNA of Penicillium psychrosexuale, 838 nucleotides long. It is a transcript of the gene prs3, whose product is annotated as proteasome core particle subunit beta 6. Gene Ontology annotation, cellular component: proteasome core complex. Bases 59 to 838 code for a protein of 259 amino acids. Lineage: Eukaryota; Fungi; Ascomycota; Eurotiomycetes; Eurotiales; Aspergillaceae. The record is from RefSeq and is a predicted model, not a curated record. The transcript is spliced from 2 exons.
UUUUUUAUAAAGCUGCCGUUCUGAUAUUUCCUCCCGAUCAAGCUCCAUAUCCCCGAAAAUGACGUCGCUCAUGGGUAACCAGUCUGGGACUAUCGGAUACUCCUUCUCUGAGCCAACAUCCGCUAAUGUCAAACAACACUCGUUCUACCCUUACACCGAUAAUGGCGGCUCCACCCUCGGCAUCACAGGUGCUGAUUACGCUAUCCUCGCUGGCGACACUCGUUCCACAUCAGGCUACAAUAUCAACUCUCGCAUGGUACCCAAAGUCUUCAAGAUUGGCGGUGAUGAUGAGACCGGCGAGGGAGCUAGUAUCAUUCUUUCUGUUGUUGGUUUCGCCGCAGAUGGAAACGCUCUCAAGGAAAAGCUGGACACCGUGGUGAAGAUGUACAAGUACCAACAUGGGAAAACCAUGUCAGUGGGAGCAUGUGCACAGCGAUUGUCGACUAUCCUCUACGAGAAGCGGUUCUUCCCGUACUACGUACAUGCUAUUCUGGCUGGUCUGGAUGAGGAAGGCGUGGGAGCUUUGUACAGCUACGACCCGGUGGGUUCUUACGAGCGGGAACAGUGUCGGGCUGCCGGUGCGGCAUCCAGCUUGAUCAUGCCUUUCCUGGACAACCAAGUCAACUCCAAGAACCAAUACAUCCCAGGAAGCGGAGAAGGACAUGCCCUUGUGGCCAAAAAGGCCGAGCCUCUGGAUAAGGACACGGCCAAGAAGCUUGUACAGGAUGCCUUUACAAGUGCCGUGGAGAGACAUAUCGAGGUUGGCGAUGGUUUGCAAAUUGUGAUUGUUACCCGGGAGGGAAUCGAGGAGGUGUUCCACGCCCUGAAGCAGGAUUAG